UCGGCGCUGGUCUGCCGGAGUUUCAGUGGACGCGCGCGCGACCCUCCUGCAGCGCAAGGAAGUUGGAAUAUUCAGCUUAUUUCCCUGAAUCAUCAUCAGACACGAGUGUUGAGUUCAUCAGAACAGACGAAUCUACAGCCGACAUGAAGAGCAUCUGCUGUGUUGUAGUGCUGUGUUCGCUUCUGUGUCGGAUAUCCGCAGCUUCAGAGUCCAUCUGUGAGCCGGAGGAUGUUUCCGGAAACAGCAACGACUGGAUCGUCCUGCAGGAAAAACCUCUGGGAUGCUGGACCGACUUCCAGACGGAGAACGGGACAGAAGUGCACAUCAUCAGCCUGGAGGAUACCUCAUUGUUUAUGGUGAAUCUGACGAUGGCGAACAAGUCUGUGGUGAUCUUCACAUCCUCCAGUGCACAACCCAGCCACGCCAUGCUUCAAGAUAACCCAGCUGUCAGCAUUUAUGUAACCAACGGGACUUUAUUAACGUUUAUCCACCAGACCCAAAAGCCUCUGCAGAUUCUCACAGCGCCACCUGCAGGCAAUGUUUCUGCAGUGCUGCAAUGGGCAGAGGAAACGUUUGGCGGAGUCACAUCCAUCACCACCGCACGAAGCCCAAAGACCAUCACAUUCACUGGGGUCAAAGGCUCUCAGAACUCAUCCAGAUGUGAACUGAAGCCAGAAACACCAGCAGAAAAACCCUUCAUUCAUUUAGAGCUGAACGAACCCACUGGAGCACUAAAGUCCUGCUAUAUAAAGCACGAAGGAGUAAAACUGCACAUCAUCAACAUUCCUGAUGACGUCACGAUCAGGCAUGUCUCUGUGCAUCUGCUCUGUGACUGUAAUGUAGUCCUGCGAGGUCCAGCAGGCACCCAGUGGAUCAUCAAAAACAGCCUCAAAAUGGGGAUUCUGAGCAACAAUCAGAUCCACGUAAACAGUUUUCCAGUGUCUCCGAGGAUUGCGAUCUCUGAUAAUCCCACAGACAUCACGCAGAAAGCGCUAUCGUAUUUCAGCAGCAUCUCCAUCAGCAGCUACUCGGAGAUCCAUCUCAAUGUGACACACGUAGAGGUGUGGAUCACAGACAAAAGCAGCCUCGCAGCUCCAGCAGAAGUGGAGAAAACCACUCCAGCGCCCACGUCUCCUCCUCCGUUUCCCGUUCAGAUGCAACUUUUCUCAUCUCCAGAUUUCACAACACCUAUAGAUAACAACAGCAGAGUCCAGAGCGACAAGAGGGUGUAUGCGGAGAUCUCCAGCCAGAUGUUUCAAGAGGCCAGCAUCAAAGUCAGCAGCUGCUGGGUUCGAUCCACGCCAGUAACCAGAGAAAUGCCGUUCAAAGAAGAGCCGUGUUUUAUCAAAGACUGUCCCAAAAGACUCAGCUUCUCCUUCCAGAUCCUCCAGGAUCUGCCGGCCGGCUCCUGGGACCUCGAAUGUGCUGUAAAACUCUGCGGCAUCAAAAGGAUAAACAAUGAGGAGAGUUGUACACUCGAAACACCAGUGAAGAGGAACGUGCAGGUCAAGCCAUUUACACCAACCACAAAUUCGUGUUUUGAGUUUGGACUCUCGGCUGUUCUGGGAAUCGCGUUCGGAGGAUUUCUGAUCGGAGUUCUGCUCACCGGUGCUUUAUGGUUCAUUAAGAUACGCACAGGACAUCCCGUGGCUCUGGGAAUGAGAUCAACAGCAGCUGAGCUCUCAGUCCUCUCCAUAUCCGGAUGCCCGUGUGGUCUGACCAAACGCCAGCCAGUGCCCACCCACCCAUCUCCAUCCGAGAACAGCAGCGCCAACGCCAGCAUCGGCAGCACCCAGAGCACACCCACCAGCAGCAUGGCAUAACCCCCCCAAAACCCACCAGCAGCAUGGCAUGACCCCCCCAAACCCGCCAGCAGCAUGGCAUAACCUCAUCCCGUCCUGAACCGGAGAAACCAGAAACCUCAAACCUGAGUUUCACAUGUUGUCUGCAGUGUGUGUGCGGUUCUGAUGCAGUCAAUAGCCCCUUUCACACAGCGAUAUCGGAAAAUAUCCGGGAAAAUUACAGGAGCGACUUUACUUUAAAUUCAAGCAUGUGCUCUUCACACAGGCAAGGACACUCCGGAUUUUCUCUGGAAAGAACCAUUCACACAUCCACUUCAAAAUACCGGUUCAAGAGUUCACACUUAGCUCAAGAUAUAUACAUAGCUUGUUUGGUAUGCUGUCCUGGGAGAGAGCCCUGAGCUCAAGGCAUCCUUUUUAUAGUUGUAGACUCGUGUUAACCUGUGUCUACAAAGUCACACAAAAGCUGAGAUUUUCCAGUGUGUGGUACAUUCCGAGUCACUCCCGGUGUGUGGUGCAUUCCGAGUCACUCCCGGUGUGUGGUGCAUUCUGAGUCACUCCCGGUGUGUGGUACAUUCCGAGUCACUCCCGGUGUGUGGUGCAUUCUGAGUCACUCCCGGUGUGUGGUACAUUCCGAGUCACUCCCGGUGUGUGGUGCAUUCUGAGUCACUCCCGGUGUGUGGUACAUUCCGAGUCACUCCCGGUGUGUGGUGCAUUCUGAGUCACUCCCGGUGUAGUACAUUCCGAGUCACUCCCGGUGUGUGGUGCAUUCCGAGUCACCCCCGGUGUGUGGUACAUUCCGAGUCACUCCCGGUGUGUGGUGCAUUCUGAGUCACUCCCGGUGUGUGGUACAUUCCGAGUCACUCCCGGUGUGUGGUGCAUUCCGAGUCACUCCUGGUGUGUGGUGCAUUCUGAGUCACUCUCAGUGUGUGGUGCAUUCCGAGUCACUCCCGGUGUGUGGUGCAUUCCGAGUCACUCCUGGUGUGUGGUGCAUUCUGAGUCACUCUCAGUGUGUGGUGCAUUCUGAGUCACUCCCGGUGUGUGGUACAUUCCGAGUCACUCCCGGUGUGUGGUGCAUUCCGAGUCACUCCCGGUGUGUGGUGCAUUCCGAGUCACUCCCGGUGUGUGGUACAUUCCGAGUCACUCCCGGUGUGUGGUGCAUUCCGAGUCACUCCCGGUGUGUGGUGCAUUCCCUUUCCAUAAAGAAUCUGUCAUUGUAAAUGUGUUUCGGGGCUGGUAAAAGUGUUUUGCGUCCUGUUAUUUUUUUCUAAAAUGUAAAUUUAUUUCGUCCUUGGUAAAAUCGUUUAAUUGUGUCUUCUGAUAGGUGAAAAUGUUUUUCAAAAUGUAAAUUUGUCUCCAGCUUUGUAAAAGUUUCU
Molecule: messenger RNA, 3175 nt
Organism: Danio aesculapii
Lineage: Eukaryota; Metazoa; Chordata; Actinopteri; Cypriniformes; Danionidae
Gene: eng
Product: endoglin
Exons: 14
Coding region: 144-1823 (559 amino acids)
Source: RefSeq, a predicted model, not a curated record